AUGUCUGCUAUCAAGACGGUCGGCAUCGUCGGUACCGGCGUCAUUGGCGCUUCGUGGACCGCCCUCUUUCUUGCACAUGGUUUGCAAGUCCUUCCUGAUCUCAAAAAGCUUGGUUUAGCAUCCAACGCCUCUCUCGACAAUUACAUAUCUGUGGGAGCCAGCCUUAAGGAUCACUACGCCGAGCUUGAUCUCGUCCAAGAAAAUGCGACCGAGAGGGUCGAUCUCAAGACCAAGUUGAUAGCUGAGAUUAAUACCGGCACCCGACCUGAAGUGAUCAUCGCCUCGUCGUCUUCAGGAUUGCCCAGUUCCAAAUUCAUUGGAGAGUGCAGGCAGAAUCCCGGCAGAGUGUUAAUUGGCCAUCCUUUCAACCCACCUCACCUUAUGCCUCUGGUCGAGGUGGUGCCCAACCCUCAAGCCGCAAAGGAAAAUGUUGACGCAGCUGUCGCAUUCUACAAAUCUCUCGGCAAGAAUGCCGUAGUGAUUAAUCAGGAAAUCCUAGGCUUCGCCGCGAACCGUCUGCAGGCUGUCUUGUGUACUGAGGCUUACUCUCUGGUUAGCAGAGGAAUUAUGUCUGCGAAGGAUCUCGAUCUUUGCAUGACUAGCAGUCUUGGUCCCCGAUGGGCGCUCACGGGUCCAUUGAUGUCGACCGCGAUGGGAGGUGGAGGCGGUACCGAUGGCUUCAGACAUCUACUGGAGCACUUGGGUCCUGCAAGUAAGGUUUGGUUGGAAGACAUGAAGCAGCACGCCUUCACCUAUGAUAAGGAUGAUCUUGAUGCUCUUAGUACAAGCGUUGGCAAAGAGCUUCAAGGCAAAGACGUCAAGGCGCUUGAAGCCAAGCGUGACAGUAAGCUCGCAUCUCAUUGA
Molecule: messenger RNA, 864 nt
Organism: Aureobasidium namibiae CBS 147.97
Lineage: Eukaryota; Fungi; Ascomycota; Dothideomycetes; Dothideales; Saccotheciaceae
Product: 3-hydroxyacyl-CoA dehyrogenase
Exons: 4
Coding region: 1-864 (287 amino acids)
Biological process (GO): fatty acid metabolic process
Molecular function (GO): oxidoreductase activity, acting on the CH-OH group of donors, NAD or NADP as acceptor; NAD+ binding
Source: RefSeq, a predicted model, not a curated record